Messenger RNA from Centropristis striata (black sea bass), 794 nucleotides. RefSeq names its product chromosome 2 C15orf48 homolog (gene coxfa4l3). The transcript is spliced from 5 exons. Bases 120 to 377 code for a protein of 85 amino acids. The record is from RefSeq and is a predicted model, not a curated record. Lineage: Eukaryota; Metazoa; Chordata; Actinopteri; Perciformes; Serranidae.
CGUGCCUCUUACCUCGUACAGCCUCUCCUCCAGCCUACAUCAGCCGGGCUCACAGGAUGCUGCGCUGAGAGACAUCAAGGACUUCUCAGCAACAACAGGUACUUGACAAAUUUGAAAAAAUGGUUGGAUUUUUCCAAAUGUUGAGAAAGAAGAAGGAGCUGAUUCCUCUAAUAGGGUUCAUGGCUUUUGCUGCAACCAUGUCCACCUCUGCUGCUAUCUACUUUCUAUUUACUAAACCGGAUGUAAUUUUAAAUAAAACCAGAAACCCUGAGCCAUGGGAGAGGGUGGACCCAUCAAAACCACAAAAGUUCAUCACCAUCAAUCAGCAGUGGAAACCAGUGGAGGAGCUGGAGUACGUGAAAAGCCUCACCAAGUAAAAAAAAAAACUAAAGUUCCAGUCCGGCCACCUGCCUGCCCCCCAUCAGUCUAACAGAAUCCUUUCUGCACAAACUAAGAUGCUUUGACAGUCAGUGUGCGGAAAUGCUUCUGCUCCACUGGUGGGGUUUCACCUGGCUCUGUAGCGGCCCAAGGACAUCCAUCCAUCCAUCCAUCCACAUCAGUAGAAAGCUUUGGUCACAGAUACUCACGCUGCCAUGAAGGGAAAAAAUAAAUGGUAUUACUCUGGGUUUCUGUGAUUACAUCUAUAGAGUGACAUUUACUUUGAACAAGCUGACGUGUUUAAUUGCUGUAACAGUAGGUGUGAAUGUACAAUAGAGUCUGAUUGUUAAAGACUAAAGGUAAACUCAAUAAUGAACUGUACAGUGUCAAUAAAUUAUUAUUGUAAAAAUGUUCAA